AUGAAGAUACUGAUAGUUAAUGGAUAUUCUUCUACUCCCAAAGGAUCCUAACUCUUCACAAAUUUUUAAUUUAUUAUAUACAAGCUCUUUAAAGAACAUAAAGUGAAAAUAGAUGAUGAACAAGAGUUUUACAUACGUGACAGAAAUAAUCUUGAGGACUUCAUAUAUGAAUUGAACUCACCAUUUUUGAAGAAAGAAAGUGCCACAUAAUUUGAUUUAUUGGACAUGAUAUUUCUUGUUGGAGAUGCUAACCUACGUCCUUGGUCACCUACAGCAGAAUAAAUGCUUAUAUUACUAAGGAUGUGCAUGAAAUCCUAAAAAGUUUUAUUUGCUUGUUCAUUUGGAUUUUAGGGCUUGAUUUACCUAAGCGCUUCCAAUUUUGAUAGACCUUAUAAUGUAAUAAACGGCUAUUUGAAUGGUAGCCAAAUUUCGGACUUGCUUAAAUCAAAUAUUAAUCCAUCUAACUUGACUGUACAUGAUAUAUUCAUAGAUAAUGUCACUGGUGAUAUUCUUGUUUAUAAUUUUGAAAGCUCAAAUUGGAUACCGAAAGGAAACACAGGUUUGCACUAUAAUAAAGCAGCACAAGAAUUCUCUACAAUAGGAAAGUAUAUUCUAAAAGCUCCGAAUUACUAACCAAAAAGUAAUGAGGAAUAGCUUAUCUAUCUGAAUUCAAGUACAGAAACAAUAUGUAGGGUUAAAAAAAGAUACAUAUCUCAUUGGGCAUUCAAAGGAAUAGAUGCAAAUUUUAAAGUGCCUGCAAAAAAUUAAUGGGAUGCUCAUCCUUUCACAAGUGUGAACCCAGAGAAGCAAUUUCAAGUUUUAGCUGAAAGCUAAAGAGGGCCAUUAAUUAUUGAAAGCAAAUAAAUGUUUGCCAUUUAGUUUUCUUUGAAUGAAAAAUACCCUGAAACAAUAAAAUUAGUAGAAAAUUAUUUACUGCAUUUUAUAGAAUUGUACUAAUCUUAAAAGAUCAUUUAUAAAACUAUUUAAAAAUGUGUAGAAUUUUCAAGCUAAGAAGAAAAUGCUUAUUAUAAGUCAAGAAAAAAAGAAAAGAAGUUAAUAAUGUAAAGAGAAAUUAAAUAUUCAUAGAUUUCAAAUAAAGUAAACAAUUUUAAAACCUCGCUUGAUAUCGAAAAUGAGAUAAACUAAUUCAAGCAUGUAGGUUUAAGUGCAAAUCAUUAACAUAAUUAAUACAUUAAAAUAGAGAAUAAUGCCAUCAUAAGUUAAAAUUAUAUUUCUCCUUAAACUGGUAAACAUAAAAGUAAAAGUGUAGAUAGCUCAUUAUUUAAAAAGAAAUAAGGAUUUCCCAUGCAGAAAGAUGAGAUUAAGGGAGAAGAAAACCAAGUAAAAAAGGUGCCUAUUUUAUUUAGAACUUACAAAAAAGUAGAUAGAGAUAUGAACAAAUAAUUCUAAAUUAUGUCAAUGCAUAGAAAAUAAUCUCUUUCUUAGUCAAAUCAAAAUGAAGUUCCUAAUAUUUAGUUAAACAAUACAGAAGAAAGCUAAAAAUAAAUCAAAGACUCUUCUGAAUGUUAGGAUACUAUAAAUUCGUUUACCUAGUAUGAUGUGAGGAAAUUUCUUCAUCCUUCUCUUUCAUAAGAUUCACUUUGUGAUAAGUUUACUUGUGCUACACCAUCAAAUUCUUAAGACAGUUCCAAAAUAUUUGUUAAAUACAACAAUUAAAGCCUAUAAACAAAUUAAGAGAAAACAUUUUUAAGAAGUUUUUAUAGAAAAAAGAUAAAUAGCACCUAUUCUUAAGCAUCAGGAGUAUUUUCAAAAAUAUCAGAACCUUAUGUCACUCAAUAAGAAAUAGAGAGAUCUUAUUAGAAAGAACAAGAUAAAAAAAUAAUAGGAUCUAAGAGAUUUUUUACUUAUUUAAGUAGAUAAACAAGCCAGAAUUAAUCAUAAUAAUCAUCAUAUAUGUAGCAGUCAAAUUAAACUUUUUACAAUAAAGUUGGCGGAGGUUCUUAAAAAAUUUAACAAUUUAAUGUAAAAAACAUGCUUCAUUAAAAAUGGAUAUCAAUAGGAAAGGACUAUCAAUUUUGA
Tetrahymena thermophila SB210 is the source of this 2040-nucleotide messenger RNA. RefSeq lists its product as hypothetical. The transcript has 9 exons. NCBI's taxonomy places the organism in Eukaryota, Ciliophora, Oligohymenophorea, Hymenostomatida, Tetrahymenidae. The record is from RefSeq and is a predicted model, not a curated record.